This is a messenger RNA of Hordeum vulgare subsp. vulgare (domesticated barley), 1436 nucleotides long. Its product is annotated as 1-aminocyclopropane-1-carboxylate oxidase homolog 1-like. The transcript has 3 exons. Bases 93 to 1184 code for a protein of 363 amino acids. The record is from RefSeq and is a predicted model, not a curated record. NCBI's taxonomy places the organism in Eukaryota, Viridiplantae, Streptophyta, Magnoliopsida, Poales, Poaceae.
CCGGAGAUAAAUUGCAGAGGUAGAGCAGCGCAUAGGGGAGAUACACUUUGGUGGGCAUAGAGAUAGAGGAUACCUCGACGGCGGCGUCAGCCAUGGCCGCCGCCUACGACCGCACGGCCGACCUCCGCGCGCUGGACGCCACCCGCUCCGGCGUGCGCGGCCUCGUCGCCUCCGGCGUCACGCACCUCCCCCGCAUCUUCCGUGUUUCCGACGACGCCCACCAACCACCGCAAGCUCCAUCCCAAGAACCGCGGUCCUCGCCAGCGGCGUCCGUCCCCGUGAUCGACCUCAGCGGCGCCGACCGCGCGGCCGUGCUGGCGGCCGUCCGCCGGGCCGCGGCGGAGUGGGGGUUCUUCCAGGUGACGGGGCACGGGGUGCCGGAGGCGGCGAUGGCCGCGGCGACGGACGCGGUGCGGGGCUUCCACGAGGCCCCCGGCGGCGAGGGCAGCGACAAGGCCAGGCUCUACUCGCGCGAGCCGGCGAGGGCGGUCAAGUACCACUGCAACUUCGACCUGUACCAGUCGCCGGUGGCCAACUGGCGCGACACGCUCUACCUCCGCAUGGCCCCCGACCCGCCCGACGCCGGCGAACUGCCGGACAGCUGCCGCGAAGCGAUGUUUGAAUACGCUGAACAAGUGAAGAAUUUGGGGAAAACUUUGUUCGAGUUACUCUCGGAAGCUCUUGGGCUCAAACCGAGUUACCUGACAGAUAUAGAGUGCAACCAAGGACAGAUCAUACUCUGUCACUACUACCCUCCGUGCCCCCAGCCUGAACUCGCCAUCGGAACAAGCCGGCAUUCAGACUCUGGCUUCCUCACCAUACUUCUCCAAGACGAAAUCGGCGGCCUCCAGAUCCUCCACGAGGACCGGUGGGUGGACGUCACUCCGACACCUGGAGCAUUCAUCGUGAACAUUGGUGAUCUCUUACAGCUGAUCUCCAACGACAGGUUCAGGAGCGUGGAGCAUAGGGUGGUGGCGAAGAACGCCGCGCCGAGGGUCUCGAUCGCGUGCUUCUUCAGCACACAUUUCCAUCCGGCCUCGACGAGGAUGUAUGGUCCGAUCAAGGAGCUGCUGUCCGAUGAGAACCCGCCGUUGUACAGGGAGACCCUCGUCAGAGAUUACAUCAAGCAUUACUACUCCAUCGGGUUAGAUGCGAAAACUGCCAUCUCUGAUUUCAGGCUGUGAAUCGUGAAGGUGAGUUCUGUGCCCUGAUUGCAAUGUAUAGUUGAGCAGUUUGUAAUUCUAAGAAACCCAGAAAGUGGCAGUAAAAUGGCAGCACCACUAGUUUCGUCUCCUGGUCCCUGGUGUAUGGUGUAUUUUACUGGAACAGAUGAAUGUAUUAGAGAUACAGAAUGUACAUGAAAUUCAACUUUGUUCCAUGGUUUGUGAACAUCUUAUGACCCAUAUCAGAUCAUCUGAAAUUUGUUUCCCUUAGAA